Messenger RNA from Ostrinia furnacalis (Asian corn borer), 1298 nucleotides. RefSeq names its product juvenile hormone esterase-like. The transcript has 5 exons. NCBI's taxonomy places the organism in Eukaryota, Metazoa, Arthropoda, Insecta, Lepidoptera, Crambidae. The record is from RefSeq and is a predicted model, not a curated record. The coding region runs from base 15 to 1220 and encodes 401 amino acids.
UGCUAACCACCAACAUGGGUAGCUCAGUUAUCCUCGUCGCUGCUCUUUUGGCAGCAUUCGUGUCUACAUCAAGGCAGUGCGAGGUGCGUGCGCGCACGCAAGCGGGAUGGGUGUGCGGCGCCAAGCGGCUGGCGCAGGAUGGCUCGCAGUACGCCAGUUUCCGAGGAGUGCCUUACGCCAAGCAGCCCCUGGGAGAGCUACGCUUUCAGGAACUUCAACCACUUGAACCUUGGAUCGAGGACUUUAAUGCCACAACCGAAGGGCCCGCCUGCCCGAACAAUGAUAUCUACUUUGGCCCCCUUGUGCAGCCGCAAGGCAUCAGCGAGGCUUGCAUCCAUGCCAACAUACACGUCCCAAUAGAUGCCCUCCCGAACACCCAAAUCGGUGCAAGUUGUACUGGAGGGCUACCGAUCUUGGUGUUUAUUCACGGAGGCGGUUGGGUCUGCGGGUCCGGCGACGCAGACUUUAAUGGACCAGAGUAUAUGGUCAGCAAAGGUGUUAUAGUAAUCACUCUCAACUACAGGCUGGACUACCUUGGCUUCUUGUCCCUGAACACCUCGAAGAUUCCCGGGAACAAUGGUCUGCGCGACAUGGUGACCUUGCUGCGCUGGGUGCAGGCCAACGCGGCCUACUUCGGAGGCAACCCCGCCGACGUCACGCUGGCGGGACAGAGCGCCGGCGCCGUCAGUGUGCACCUUCUGACGCUAUCGCCAGCCGCUGUUGGACUAUUUAAUCGUGCAUUUAUUAUGAGCGGUGUCGCUAUCCAGGGCUUCUACAGCCAGUCUCCUGUGCACGCUCAGCAAGUGGCUGCCCUCUUCCUCUCCGCUCUGAACAUCUCCUCCACGGACUACGACGAGGUCCACGACCAGCUUGUUGAAUUGCCGAUCGACAUCCUCAUAGUCGCCAGCAGGGUAGUGUUAGAUCAAACGGGUUUAAACAGUUUCGUCCCUGUUGUGGAGACACCAUUUGCAAACUUUACGACAAUCCUAAGCGAGUACCCAGAAACUCUGCAAGCUAACGGCAACGGGAAGCAUAUUCCGCUAGUUAUAGGCUUCACCAGCGACGAGUGCGAGAUGAUUCGUCCAAGAUUAGUCCAAAAUCAACGCUGCGGUUGCGAUCCAAGAGAAUCCGCUGAUUGGGUUGUCUCCAGAGCUUGUAUACAGUUUGCCAUCGAACGUAACAGCGGAGAUGGCGAAGAAGGUGAUGGCAAGAUAUUUUAACGGGACCCCGACAAUGGACGAGUACAUUAAGUUGUGUACCGAGUCGCUCCUCCAGUACCCGGCGAUCAAGCUGGCGCA